This is a messenger RNA of Acanthosepion pharaonis, 591 nucleotides long. The record is from the annotation of a GenBank genome assembly. NCBI's taxonomy places the organism in Eukaryota, Metazoa, Mollusca, Cephalopoda, Sepiida, Sepiidae.
AUGCGACGUGAUUUCACUUGGACAUUCACCGUGGCCAACGUGAAGAUACCCAUCCUCAGCGCGGAUUUCCUGGCGCAUUACGCACUGGCGGUCCAUAUGAACCCUAGGCCCCUAUCUGACACGACUACGAAUCUCCGUGUCUUAGCAACCGAUGAAUUCGUACAUCCUCAACACUUGCGGGAUUGCGAAUUUGUUUUCGUACGGAACGACGCCGUGAGACGACCACUCACGCCGGCAUACCAAGGUCCUUUUCAGGUUCUUCGGCGCACCGACAAGCACCUGACAACCAAGCGCGCCAACUCGACCGACACCGAGGAACGUACACCGCUGGACACCGUCUCUUUAAAUCGCAUACCGUUACUUUAUAAUUGCAUCCGUCAUUGUAGCAACAACUGCGUGCCUAAAAAGAGAUAUUUUGGCUACCCCAGCACUGUCUACACCGAUCCUCUCUCUUCAAAAACGCCGACGCCCUUCUUUACAAAGGGUGAACAUCCGGGGAUCGACUGGACCUCGAAUACCGCUGUUCCAUCUGCCUGCCUCCGAGCCGCCGCCUUGAACCCUGACAACGAUCCUUCGACUGGAACUCCCUGA